GACUCCUGAAAGGAAUCAAAUUACACAAGUCUCAACACGAAACAAAUAAAUAAAUGAAAUUCAAAGUUGUUUCUCUCCCUCUCUUACUCUGGAACAUCGAAAUUGAUGCUGCUGUAUAACUGAAACCCUAUUCUCGGAAAAUCCCUAGAAAUGUCCGAAAAUGUUGAACUCCGGCGAGCCCAUAUUCUCGCUAAUCACAUACUCCGUUCACCUCGGCCUUCUUCAAACCCCUCCCUCACGCCGGAAGUAUGUUUUCAGUACUCUCCACCGGAGCUCAACGAGAGCUAUGGAUUCGAAGUCAAGGAGAUGAGAAAACUACUCGACGGACACAACUUAGAGGAAAGAGACUGGCUUUAUGGGCUCAUGAUGCAGAGCAAUCUGUUUAACCCGAAACAGAGAGGAGGUCAGAUUUUCGUCUCGCCCGAUUACAAUCAAACAAUGGAGCAACAGCGCCAGAUCAGUAUGAAGCGGAUCUUUUACUUGCUCGAAAAAGGGGUCUUUCAAGGAUGGCUAACGGAGACAGGUCCUGAAGCUGAGCUCAAGAAGUUUGCUCUCUACGAAGUUUGCGGGAUUUAUGAUUACUCCCUCUCCGCCAAACUCGGUGUUCACUUCUUGUUGUGGGGUAAUGCUGUUAAGUUCUUUGGGACAAAGCGUCACCAUGAAAAGUGGCUGAAAGACACUGAAGAUUAUGUUGUCAAGGGCUGCUUUGCAAUGACUGAGCUAGGCCAUGGAACUAAUGUACGGGGAAUUGAAACAGUGACUACUUAUGACCCAACAACUGAAGAGUUUGUGAUAAAUACUCCUUGUGAAUCUGCUCAGAAGUAUUGGAUCGGUGAGGCAGCUAACCAUGCAAACCAUGCAAUUGUGAUUUCUCAGCUUAGUAUGAAUGGGACCAACCAGGGGAUUCAUGUCUUUAUUGCUCAAAUCAGAGAUCAUGAUGGCAACACAUGUCCUAACGUCCGCAUAGCUGACUGUGGACACAAAAUUGGUUUGAAUGGUGUUGACAAUGGCCGUAUAUGGUUUGACAAUCUUCGAAUUCCAAGAGAGAAUUUAUUGAACUCAGUUGCUGAUGUUUUAGCUGAUGGGAAGUAUGUUAGCUCAAUUAAAGAUCCUGAUCAGAGAUUUGGAGCAUUCUUGGCCCCUUUGACAUCUGGUCGUGUCACAAUUGCUUCAAGUGCAAUUUAUUCUGCAAAGCUCGGAUUAGCUGUUGCUAUUAGAUACUCACUAUCGAGAAGAGCCUUCUCAGUUGCAGCCAAUGGUCCUGAAGUUCUCCUUCUUGAUUAUCCAAGCCAUCAAAGACGACUUUUACCACUCCUAGCAAAGACAUAUGCUAUGAGUUUUGCUGUAAAUGACUUGAAGAUGAUUUACGUGAAGAGGACACCUGAGACCAACAAAGCCAUCCAUGUCGUUUCAAGUGGAUUCAAAGCUGUUCUCACUUGGCACAAUAUGCGAACGCUUCAGGAAUGUCGUGAAGCUGUUGGAGGCCAAGGUUUGAAAACAGAAAACCGAGUAGGUCAUUUAAAAGGAGAAUAUGAUGUGCAGACUACAUUUGAGGGUGACAAUAAUGUACUCAUGCAGCUGGUGAGCAAGGCACUUUUUGCUGAAUAUGUAUCGUGUAAGAAGAGAAAUAAACCUUUCAAAGGAUUGGGAUUGGAGCACAUGAACAGUCCACGUCCUGUAUUGCCGACUCAACUCACAUCAUCUACACUAAGAUGCAGCCAGUUCCAGAAAAGUGUGUUUUGCUUAAGAGAGCGAGAUCUUCUAGAACGGUUUACUUCUGAAGUUGCAGAGCUUCAAGGGAGAGGAGAAAGCAGAGAGUUCUUAUUCCUUUUGAAUCAUCAACUUUCUGAAGACUUAAGUAAAGCUUUCACAGAAAAAGCAAUACUGCAAACCGUUUUGGAUGCUGAGGCCAAAUUGCCUCCUGGCUCAGUUAAGGAUGUGUUGGGUCUUGUAAGAUCAAUGUACGCAUUGAUCAGCUUGGAAGAAGAUCCAUCGCUGCUAAGAUAUGGUCACCUCUCAAGGGAUAAUGUUGGAGAUGUGAGGAAAGAAGUUUCAAAGCUCUGUGGAGAGCUUAGACCUCACGCACUUGCACUCGUGGCUUCAUUCGGGAUUCCAGACGCCUUCUUGAGUCCAAUUGCAUUCAACUGGGUCGAAGCCAACGCUUGGUCUUCACUUUAGUUACUUGCUAGUAAUAAUCUCUUCCACUAAUCAUGAUUCCAAGAUUUCUUUUUGAAUAAAAAUAGCUAUGUAAGAUCUAAACUUUGUGAUGAAUCUCAACUUUUGAUAGUUCACAACACAAGAUUUGAGACUGAUAUAUUAUUAGCCACACUAGGUGACAUAGCUUGCUU
Arabidopsis thaliana (thale cress) is the source of this 2348-nucleotide messenger RNA. RefSeq names its product acyl-CoA oxidase 6 (gene ACX6). Gene Ontology annotation, biological process: carboxylic acid catabolic process; fatty acid metabolic process; fatty acid beta-oxidation. The transcript has 13 exons. Gene Ontology annotation, cellular component: peroxisome. Gene Ontology annotation, molecular function: acyl-CoA oxidase activity; oxidoreductase activity, acting on the CH-CH group of donors; FAD binding. NCBI's taxonomy places the organism in Eukaryota, Viridiplantae, Streptophyta, Magnoliopsida, Brassicales, Brassicaceae. The record is from RefSeq and is marked reviewed. The coding region runs from base 151 to 2178 and encodes 675 amino acids.